CACCUCUCAGGAAUACGCUCUUCAAAAGUGGAAAGAGCCCAUUCUACAAUGAUGAAUGCCGACAUGGAUGCUGUUGAGGCUGAGAAUCAGGUGGAAUUAGAAGAGAAAACACGGCUUAUUAAUCAAGUUUUGGAACUACAGCACACACUUGAAGAUCUCUCGGCACGAGUAGAUGCUGUUAAGGAAGAAAACUUGAAACUGAAAUCAGAAAACCAAGUUCUUGGACAGUAUAUAGAAAAUCUGAUGUCAGCGUCUAGUGUUUUCCAAACAACUGACACAAAAAGCAAAAGGAAGUAAGGGUUGACUCACAGAUGAUGUCAUUGUAUUGCUGCUGUCUUUUUUUGUUUUAAUUGGCAUAGGCUACAUGAGCUAAAAUACCUUAGUUUGUGGCUUUACUGGAUACCUGAAGAUUAUAAACUUUGGUGAUAAACAGAAUUAAGAACAUUAUCAUGAACAGGAGACAUAAAUUGUGUAUUGUUAAGAUUAAGCAAUGUGCAAAUGUAGCGUAGAGACUUACUAAACUUUUGUAUUUGUUUUAAAAAUGAGCGUAUCUUGUUAAAAAUGGGAUUCAGUUUGUCAGGUUAAACAAAAGUCUGUUGGCGCUCUUUGAGGUCUUAGGGGAGUGUUCUUGACUAGCAAAAUAAUACAGUUACAAUAUUGUGUUGAAACCUCAUUUGGUAAGAAUAUUCAAAGUCUAACUGCAUCACCUUU
Messenger RNA from Fulmarus glacialis (Northern fulmar), 711 nucleotides. RefSeq names its product short coiled-coil protein (gene SCOC). Gene Ontology annotation, cellular component: trans-Golgi network. Lineage: Eukaryota; Metazoa; Chordata; Aves; Procellariiformes; Procellariidae. The record is from RefSeq and is a predicted model, not a curated record. Bases 49 to 297 code for a protein of 82 amino acids. The transcript has 3 exons.